AUGGCCGACUUCAGCUACACUGAAGAUCCCGAGCUACAUAAGCUAAACGACCAGGCUCUGGCUCAGCCCGAGGAGUUUGAGAACUGGGAGAAGCUCGUCCGCGCCGCAGAAUCACAAGAAGGAGGCCUCAAUCGCAAUUCUUCGCCACAAGCCAUCGCCGCGACUCGAGACACAUACGACCGCUUCCUUGCACGCUUUCCGCUGUUCUUUGGCUACUGGAAGAAAUAUGCCGACCUGGAAUUCGCAAUUGGUGGAACGGAGGCGGCAGAGAUGGUCUACGAGCGUGGUGUGGCCAGCAUCGGUGUCUCUGUCGACAUCUGGGCACACUACUGCGCCUUCAAGGUCGAGACCAGUCAUGACGCGGAUGUGAUCAGAGAUUUGUUUGAACGCGCUGCAGCGAGCGUCGGAUUGGACUUCUUGGCUCAUCCUUUUUGGGACAAGUUUAUCGAGUUUGAGGAGCGCCUUGAGUCGCACGACAACAUCUUUGCCAUCCUUGGCCGAAUCAUCCAUCUUCCACUCCACCAGUAUGCUCGCUACUUUGAGCGCUAUCGCACAAUGGCAGCGCAAAGACCGAUCAAUCAGCUUGCACCAGCAGAGACUGUCACGCAGUUCAGCGACGAUAUCGCCCGCGAGACAGGUCAAAAGCAGAAGACUCCAGCUGAUCUAGAGCGCGAUUUGCGUGCCCGAGUCGAUGCGUACCACCUGGAGAUCUUUCAGCGCACUCAAACCGAGACGACCAAGCGCUGGACGUACGAGCAGGAGAUCAAACGUCCCUACUACCACGUGACUGAGCUGGACGAGCCACAACUGGUGAAUUGGCGCAAGUACCUCGACUUUGAGGAAGCGGAAGGCGACUAUGCCCGCACCAAAUUCUUGUACGAGCGAUGCAUGGUGACUGCAGCAAAUUACGAGGAGUUCUGGUACCGAUAUGCCAGAUGGACUUUGGGCCAGGAGAGCAGACCUGAGAUGGUUCGCAAUGAGGAGGUUCGCAACAUUUACCAGCGCGCGAGCUGCACGUACAUCUUCCAGAACGCGCCCGAAAUUCGGCUCUACUACGCCAGAUUUGAGGAAUCACUUGGCAAGGCUGAUACUGCGAUUGCGAUCCACGAGGCCAUUCUUUUGACAAUUCCCGGACAUCUUGAGACGAUAAUCUCCCUCGUCAACACGCACAGGCGGCAGUAUGGCGUUGACGCCGCCAUUCAAGAAAUCAACAAGCACAUCAUGAGCCAAGGAUACAAUUCACACACUCGCGGCGCGCUUGUGUCCGAGUUGGCUCGGCUGACCUGGAAAAUCAAGGGAGACCCAGAAGGAGCACGCGCAGUCUUCUCGUCUAACGCACAGUGGUUCCAGGAUUGCAAGAAGUUCUGGGUCGACUGGCUGCUAUUUGAGCGGGAUCAACCGACUUCGGAGAGUGAGGAACCACCGCGCUAUGAGCGCGUCAAGUCUGUUUACAGCGACGCACGGCAGAAGGCUACGCUCAAUGCAGAAAUGGUCAAGGACUUGUCUGCGUACUACUUGGAGUACUUGGAGCAGCGCGGUGGCAAGGAGACCAUGUCUGAGUACAUGCAAAUCGACAAGGAGAUCAAUGGCCCCACGAGCGUUGCUGGCUCUUCUCCUGCUGCCAUUUCCACUCACACCAAGGAGAAUGGGCCGCAGAGCGUCUAG
This is a messenger RNA of Ramularia collo-cygni, 1665 nucleotides long. RefSeq names its product probable mRNA splicing protein (Prp39). The record is from RefSeq and is a predicted model, not a curated record. Gene Ontology annotation, cellular component: U1 snRNP; U2-type prespliceosome; commitment complex. Bases 1 to 1665 code for a protein of 554 amino acids. NCBI's taxonomy places the organism in Eukaryota, Fungi, Ascomycota, Dothideomycetes, Mycosphaerellales, Mycosphaerellaceae. Gene Ontology annotation, molecular function: protein binding. Gene Ontology annotation, biological process: mRNA 5'-splice site recognition; RNA processing. The transcript has 4 exons.